GCUCGAGCAAGUGGAGCUGCCAAGAUCAAGUGCACGCACGCAGGGAGACGGUUUUGCCUCUGAAGGUCUAAAAAACCGCCAUGGUGCUCUUGCGGUUCUCCAGGCUUGUCCUCAUCAUAGGGGCCCUCGUCCCUCGACUGUCUGUGGGAUGCCCCUCCGGCUGUCGCUGCUACAGCCUCACAGUAGAGUGCGGAUCUCUGGGGGUCAAAGAAAUCCCACAGGGCGUCUCCUCUGUUACCGAGACCAUCUUCCUCCAGGACAACGCUAUAGUGCAGAUCCGUCUUCAGGAUCUAACUCGUCUUGGCAGCCUGCAUUACCUCUACCUUCAGAAUAACAGCAUCUCAGCCCUGGAGCCUGGCGCCUUUCUGAGCCAGGGGCAGCUGCUGGAGCUCGCACUCAAUGGCAACCUCAUCCACCUGGUCACCCAGGACAUGUUCCGGGGUCUGGAGCACCUCCGGAUCCUGUACCUUGCUGGGAACCAGAUCACUCGAGUGCAAGACCACACCUUCAGGGGACUGCAGCGUCUGCAGGAACUCCACCUGCAAGAAAACAGCAUAGAGCUGCUGGCAGAGCAAGCCCUGUCUGGCUUGUCAUCUCUGGCGCUGCUGGAUCUCAGCAGAAAUCACCUCCGUACCCUGGGAGCCUCGUCCCUCAAACCGCUCGUGAGCCUGCAGGUGCUCCGUGUCACAGAGAAUCCUUGGCGCUGUGAUUGUGCUCUGGGAUGGCUGAGAACCUGGAUAAGCGAAGAUGGACAGCGUCUGUUGAGCUCUGCCGAACAGCGUCGACUGAUGUGCUCUGAGCCGCCUCGCCUCUCCCACCUCAGCCUGGUGGAGGUGGCUCCCAACAGCCUGGUCUGCAUCCCCCCUGUGGUGCAGCUCGAGCCCAGCCAUCUGACUGUGCGACUCGGGGAGAGCCUCCGAGUCUCGUGCCAGGCUUCCGGAUACCCUCAGCCUCAGGUGACCUGGAAAAAAGCCUCCCAUGGCAAGGCCCAGUUAUCCCCUCGAGGUCUGGUUCAAGAGGUGGGACCAAAUGGUGAGCUCUUCAGGCCUGGCGCUGGAGGAGUGGUGACAGCCUUGCCCUCCAGUAGUGGAGGGAUCAAGGUUGGAGGUGUUGGAGGAAUCCAGGGACUUGUGCGAGGGACAGAGGAGGGCGGUGAGAGGGACAGCUUUGAUCCAGACAUGGGCAGCGGCAUGCUGUUCCUCAGCAAUGUCACUGUAGCGCAUGCCGGGCGCUACGAGUGUGAAGCCUGGAACCCUGGUGGUGUAGCCAGAGUUACCUUUCAUCUGGCUGUCAACAUGUCCUCGUCUUCGUAUUCAUCCCAGCUCUGGCCUCGUUUGAACAUGCACUCCUUUGUUUCCUCUUCAUCUAACUCCUUCUAUCAGCCAGAGGUUCUGGAUGUUAGCCAGGAGCUGCUCUAUGAACAAGACAGCAUGGACUUCUAUGCUCUUGGCCCUGCUACGCAGACCGCCAUCGCCAUUGGCAUCUCCUUGCUAGCACUCACUGCCGUCCUCCUCUUGAUUAUGAUCUACACUCGUCACCAGCAGUACCGCAAAGAAGAAGGCGGAUCCUACUGUACCAGCAAGGAAGAAAGCAUCCUCUAUGUGAAUGACUACUCCGACGGACCCACCACCUUUGCGCAACUGGAGGAGUACCGUGACGACCACGGCCACGAGAUGUACGUACUAAACAGAACCAAGCCUGUCCUGGGCUCCACUUCAUCCAGGUAUCCAAUGAUGACUGGGUUUGUCCAGCAGAAGGGUAUGAAGGAGGCUCUCCUGGACCAUGAAAUGGUGCAGACUUUGACCAGAUCGGGAGGAUUGGGGCUUCGCAGAAACCCAGCAGAUGGAGGAGAGGGACCCCUAACAACAGAUCCAGAGGAACUCUUCCUCAGUCAGAGUCUCCUCUUCGGAUCACAGGUUGCUUACGAGAUCCACUGCUAAGGGGUUUUAACUGUGUUCUAACAUUAAACAAUAUGUUGUUGGACUUAGUGAAAGACAUUAAAGGAAAUCAGCUUGGUGCAAUAGUUUUAAGCAUCACAUCAUUAUGUGGUCUUCAAAGAGGGGAGAGCAUCAAUAAUUGGUUGCUUUUGAUCAUUAUCAGCCUCUCAGAGAUCCUCGUCUGAUUGAUUGCACGACAUUAAGAUGGGUCAGAGUGAUGAACGGUGAUAUUUAGGAAAAUGACCAUACCUUUCUGUCUUGAAAAAAAAAAAACCCUUUAAGGAUAAUCAUGAGUGGCUAACUUUAUCUGAAAUGGUUUGCUUUGACAGUUCAUCUAAAUCCUGACAAAAGAGGCUACAGCACACAAUGGCAACUAACAAUGUGGAUUCAAACAGUGAGUCAUAUUUUGUACUUCUUGUUUUCUUUUGGUGUGUUAUGUCAGUGUUUUGUGAAAAUAUAAUAAAGCUAAUUACCACUGUGAAGUGCAGUCGUUCUGUGGACCCUGUUGCAGAUCCUGUUAGAAUUAGACCUAAACCGAUCCUCAUACUGAAACUACAUUGUCAUUACCCAUAUGUGUGAGUGGGUGUAGGUAGGUGGAUUUGUUUGAAGAGGUUCAUUAUGAAUGCAGCAGUCUUUUUGUUUUUGUUUUUACAUUUUUACCAUUGCAGUGUAUUUCUUGAUGUUAACAUGUCCUGUUUUUGUUGCAACUGUUUUUGUUGCAAAACUAGAACAAGAAAUUAACAUUUCUAUUGUCUGGAAUUUAGUCAUUUGUGGAAUUAAUAACAUUAACAUCAGU
Molecule: messenger RNA, 2733 nt
Organism: Plectropomus leopardus (leopard coralgrouper)
Lineage: Eukaryota; Metazoa; Chordata; Actinopteri; Perciformes; Serranidae
Gene: lrrc24
Product: leucine rich repeat containing 24
Molecular function (GO): protein binding
Source: RefSeq, a predicted model, not a curated record